Paramisgurnus dabryanus is the source of this 3064-nucleotide messenger RNA. RefSeq names its product acid-sensing (proton-gated) ion channel 1c (gene asic1c). NCBI's taxonomy places the organism in Eukaryota, Metazoa, Chordata, Actinopteri, Cypriniformes, Cobitidae. Gene Ontology annotation, biological process: sodium ion transmembrane transport. Gene Ontology annotation, molecular function: ligand-gated sodium channel activity; pH-gated monoatomic ion channel activity. Gene Ontology annotation, cellular component: plasma membrane. The record is from RefSeq and is a predicted model, not a curated record.
ACACACAAAUGCUGUGGCGAGGCAGACGCUCAGCAGCAGGAUGGAUCCUGACUACUAAAGAGAAGCGGAGAGCGAGGAGGGGGGCAGCCAGCUUGCAAAAGAGAGCGAAAGGAAAGCAGCAGCAGAGAUACAUAAAUUCUCAUUUCCAGAUCUGGAAGAAAGAGGCAUUCGCCGUCUGGGCAUUUCCAGAACAUCAAGAGGCAGUGCCGCGUAUCCAGCAGAGACGAGGAACCCGGUGAAGCGGAGAACCCCGGCUGUCAAACAGAGAGGUGGGCUGGGAGGGGGUCUAUGACCCUUGAUUUUCACCAGGGGAGUGGCACGGGGGGACGUAGCCACCGACGAGCAACAAACGGACGAUUCCGGUAGUCUUGCCAUUCACGAAUUUAUUCCAUGCCAUUGUCAUAGCGAUGUAAAGCCAUUCUCUGUGACUGGAGGAGGCAGGCUCCAAUCAGCUGCUGCAGCACAUAUGCUCCCCAAGCAAAACCUUUCUGUUGCAUUCUCAUUUACACACUUUCUCUUUUCCAUCAGUGUAUUUUGAUUUGCUUUCUCUUUACGCUUCUUGUUGUUCUUCCAAAAACUGGACGACAUCUGUGUUUUCACGUGACUUGGUCUUUUUGGAACUGUCAUCAGUUUUGGUUCUGCAUGGAAUAACAACUGCUUUCAGAGAUAGGAGGAAAGGUUAAAGAGGGGCUACGCCAAGUGAGUGUGGAUUACGUGAAGCUGCCACUAACUAGAAAGCUCCUUGAGAAAUUGUAAAGAUUGUUUGUCCUCGCUUCAAGCAGUUGUUUUCUUGCACACUUUAAGGUAAGAGUUUUUUCUUUAUCCCAAGCGUUAAAAGGAUACGACCCACAAAUGACAGCCAUGAAGGGAGACUCGGAAGAGAGCAUUGAGAGUACCAAGCCAUCCAAUCUCCAAACAUUUGCCAACAGUUCCACAUUACAUGGCAUGAGCCACAUUUUCGCCUACGGGCACAUGACUUUCCGUCGUUUUCUCUGGACGUUGUCGUUUUUGGGAUCUCUGGGGCUGCUGUUGUUUGUCUGCAUGGACCGAGUUUACUACUACUUUGAGUUUCCCCAUGUCACCAAACUUGACGAGGUUGCAGCGCCCAACCUCACCUUUCCAGCCGUUACCUUCUGCAACCUCAAUGAGUUUCGCUUCUCGAAGAUCACAAAAAACGAUCUGUACCACGUCGGGGAGUUGCUGGCUCUUCUCAACGAGAAAUAUCAAAUAGCCAACCCACAUCUGGCCGAGCCUGACGUCCUCGCUAUGCUGAAGGAGAAGGCUAAUUUUGUCAACUUCAAACCCAAGUCGUUCAACAUGACGGAUUUCUACAACCGUACGGGACAUGAUAUCAGCGACAUGCUUUUACAGUGUACCUUUAGGGGGGAUCCAUGCUUGCCUCAAAACUUCUCAACAAUUUACACAAGAUACGGGAAAUGCUACACAUUCAACUCGGGUCUGGAUGGAAACCCCUUACUGACGACUUUAAAAGGUGGAACGGGGAACGGGCUGGAAAUUAUGUUGGAUAUUCAACAGGAUGAGUAUCUGCCUGUUUGGGGCGACACAGAUGAAACGUCGUAUGAAGCUGGCAUCAAAGUUCAAAUCCACAGCCAGGAUGAGCCGCCUUUCAUAGAUCAACUGGGGUUCGGUGUAGCGCCUGGUUUCCAAACCUUCGUGUCCUGUCAGCAGCAACUGCUCCAGUAUCUUCCACCUCCGUGGGGCGACUGCAGAUCCUCCGCCAUGGAUUCAGAGUAUUUCUCCACCUACAGUAUCACAGGCUGUCGCAUCGAUUGCGAGACUCGUUACCUGUUAGAAAACUGCAACUGCAGGAUGGUGCAUAUGCCAGGCACGUCUACGGUCUGCACACCAGAGCAGUAUAAAGACUGUGCUGAUCCUGCUUUAGAUUUUCUGGUGGAGAAGGACAACAAUUAUUGUGUUUGUGAGACACCCUGCAACAUGACGCGUUACGGUAAAGAGCUUUCCAUGGUGAAAAUACCCAGCAAGGCCUCUGCCAAGUAUCUCGCCAAGAAGUUCAACAAAACAGAGCAGUAUAUCGGGGACAACAUAUUAGUGUUGGAUAUCUUCUUUGAGGCUCUGAACUAUGAAAAAAUCGAACAGAAAAAAGCAUAUGAAGUUGCUGGAUUACUUGGUGAUAUCGGUGGACAGAUGGGUCUGUUUAUAGGGGCCAGCGUCUUGACAAUACUGGAGAUAUUUGAUUACUUGUAUGAGGUUUUUAAGGACAAAGUCCUGGGUUCUUUUCUGCGUAAGAGACGGCCGCAUCGGAGCGCUAGUGAUAAUCUGGAUUUCCCCGAGAUUUCCACCAGCCCUGGUGUCACGCCUAACCAUGCCCCCAGCUUGCAAGAUGGAGAUGAUGUUUUGCACAAGUUCAGAGCACAUGUGACACACUCCGGAGUCACUCGGACAGUCUUGGAUUCGCGCCGAACGUCCUACCUAGUCACCCGGCUAUAGGCAACUUCGAGGAAUUCGCUUGUUGAUGACGCAACAGGCGCGACCCGUUUGGGAUUCGACGGAAAACUGUGAAAUAUCUGAUAGACUCCAAACCAAGUGUAAGUCCACGAAAAUGUACAUGUUAAUGGUUAAAAAAAUCUAUCAACUCCUGAAUAGAAAAUGUUAUAACAAAUCAUCAUAGUAACACAAGUACAAAUAGGUAACACUUCCAAAACAAAACUCAGGUUUUAUUAACAUUACAGCCACUGUUUGUUCGAAAUGUGAUUAUCCUGGUAAAAAUCAUACCAUUUUCUUUCAAACAAUUAUAAAACGUACAAAUGCUGUUAUGUCAUCCAGGAAGGUAUUUUGUGCAGCCUGAUCUCACGAGAAUUCGUACGUAUUUUACGAGUUGGCGAAUUCGUACGAAGUGAAUCGUACAAAGAGAAAUCCUAUGAAGUGAAUUGUACUAAUUGAAUCGUACGUUUUUCAUACGACGUGAAUCGUACAUUUCCGUACGAAGUGAAUCGUACGAAGUGAAUCGUACGUUUCCGUACGAAGUGAAUCGUACGUUCCCGUACGAAGUGAAUCGUACGUUCCCGUACGAAGUGAAUCGUAC